Ictalurus furcatus (blue catfish) is the source of this 3526-nucleotide messenger RNA. Its product is annotated as hepatic leukemia factor-like. Gene Ontology annotation, cellular component: nucleus. Bases 438 to 1319 code for a protein of 293 amino acids. The transcript has 4 exons. NCBI's taxonomy places the organism in Eukaryota, Metazoa, Chordata, Actinopteri, Siluriformes, Ictaluridae. The record is from RefSeq and is a predicted model, not a curated record. Gene Ontology annotation, biological process: regulation of transcription by RNA polymerase II. Gene Ontology annotation, molecular function: DNA-binding transcription factor activity, RNA polymerase II-specific; RNA polymerase II cis-regulatory region sequence-specific DNA binding.
GAGGGGGAAAAAAUGGCUUAAGUGAGAACGAUAAACGAAGUAGUUACUGUCGCGCGCGUCCGGGCCCCGCCCCGCCCAUCCGAACAGUUCGGCUAUUCAUGAGCGUGACGUCAGAGACGGCGGCGCGCACACAUGGGAGGCGAGCCCGCUCGCACUCGAGCCGCUCAGAAGCAGCAGAAAUAGCUAGCGGUACGGCGGGAGUGCGCUCGCCGCUUUAACACGCACCGCUCGCUGCUGCUCGACCUCCGUUUAUCUGUUUUCAGCUUUAUUCCUACACUCUCCUUUCCUUUAUUUGGGCUGCUGGUUUAUCGUCUUCUUUUCUUUUCUUCUUUUUUUUUUUUGCAUUGCAUUGCACUUUCUGUUGCUUUUAUUUUAUUUUAUUUGUGUUUUUAUUUCUCGUUCCCGGAGGAUUAAAACCGUGUUGCUCGUGCACAGCGAUGGAGAAAAUGUCGCGGCCCGUCAACUCCGCUUUCCUGCCUCCGACCCACGGAGUGCUCAAAUCCCUCCUGGAGAACCCCAUGAAGCUGCCCUUCCACCACGACGAGGGUUUCAGUAAAGAGAAGGAGAAAGAGAAGAAGCUGGAGGAAGAUGGCACCGGAGCGAACGCACCUCAGUCUGCAUUUCUCGGCCCAACGCUUUGGGACAAAACUCUGCCGUAUGAUGGAGACAACUUCCAGCUGGAAUACAUGGACCUGGAGGAGUUCCUGUCUGAAAACGGCAUUCCUGCCAACCCACAGAGCGAGCAGAGCCAGAUUACCCAGCAGCCCCUACAGCAGAGCCCAACCCUGCCCUCACCGCCAUCUGUGGUUGACCUGAGCAACCGGGCCAGCACCUCAGUACACGCCGACAUGGUGGCACAGGGCUGCCUACAGAGUCCCAGCCGAGCAGGCCUCCCGUCGAACCGUAACACCCCGAGUCCGAUCGACCCCGAGUCCAUCCAGGUGCCGAUCAGUUACGAGCCCGACCCGGCCGACUUGGCUCUGUCCAGCGUUCCAGGUCAGGAGAUGUUCGACCCACGCAAGCGCAAGUUCACCGUUGAGGAGCUCAAACCUCAGCCCAUGAUAAAGAAAGCACGCAAAGUCUUUAUCCCCGAAGACAUGAAGGAUGAUAAGUACUGGGCACGACGUCGGAAGAACAACGUGGCAGCGAAGCGUUCUCGGGAUGCACGGCGCCUCAAAGAGAACCAGAUUGCCAUCCGAGCCGCCUUCCUGGAGAAAGAGAAUGCGGCGCUCCGGCAGGAAGUCGCCGAGCUGCGCAAGGAACUGGGACGCUGCCGGAAUAUUGUCGGCAAAUACGAGGCACGGCACGGCGCCCUGUGAACCCAGCCCUGACUUCUGACCCCUCCCAAAGCUCCUCCCCCCAUCACCACCACCACCGCCACCACCGCCACCACCAACUAUUCCAAGGACUUCUGUGUGCCACGAUUAGCGCACUCACCUCCACCCGUCUCUCUCUCUCUCUCUCUCUCUCUCUGUGUCCAUGUUUAGCAGACGGGCAUUAGCGCUUAUUAGCGCUUGCUCUCUGUCACAUUUAUUCUUUCUUUUCUUUUUGCACUCCUGAUUCUUAUGGGAAAGUGGUGCUGUAUGCUUGCGUUUUUUUCUCUCUCUCUCUCUCUCUAACAUUUCCGUCUGGUCUUGCUUCUUUCGCUUCACAUCGUGCUAACACACACCAGCGUCUUUUUAUCUUCAUUUUCAUGCAUCGUCCACUCAGAGAGCAAUAACUCCAACACAUUUCGGGAAAAGAACCAAGAAAGCAGUGCUAGCCGUGCGUGUGUGUGUAUGUGUGUGUGUGUGUGUGUGUGUGUGUGUGUGUGUGUGUGAAAUAGAUUUAUAAACCAUGCAUUCAAACUAGCUAGCAACAAAGCAAAUUUCCCGUGGAAGUUCGUGAGUUGCGAUUACGACGACAAUCAACAAAGUUACGAUUUUAGUCAUUUAAUAAAAAUUAGCCAUGUAAUUUCACUUCCUGUCUGUGUUCGGUUGCUAUGACGCUUAUUUUAACGCUGUAUUCAUUACAAACGGCUUAGCUAAUCAUUAGCAAGGCUAGGGUAUUGCUUAUUGUUUAAUACCAUACAAAUUAAAACCUUACAGCUAAAAUUCUUUUAUCUAAACAUCAUUUAAAAAAUCUUGCAGCUAUGCCAUUGCUAGCCAGAUGGCUAUAUACAGAGCUGUUAGCUAGCUAGCUAUUUAUAUUUUCAUAACAGAAUAAAUGUUUUCAACAUACUAGCCAGUUUAGCUAGUUAACUUAGCUAGUCCAGUGAAAACCCACCGUUGUGUUGUGUUCUAAAUUAUUUGUAGCUGUUUAUUUUAGCUAACAACCUCAUGGUUACGCUAGCUUUGGCAAACACUUAUAGAAGAUAUUAAUAUAAAAGUUAUAAACAGUGUUUCCAGAGCAGAUAAAGUGCAAACAAGGCUAGCUAGCAUUACUUUUGCUAAAUAAAGGCAGUGGAAUAUAUGCUUCAUGUUUAUAUAGAAGCCUCCUCUCAGAGCACACAGCUAAUUUGCUAACGAAUGCACAUGUGACCUCGUGCUCACCUCUCUUCCUCCCUGUCUGUCUCUCUGUCUCUCCCUUUGUGUGUCUCUGCUAACAACCUGCACUAAAGCGUCUUUCACAAUCCGAUCUGGGUGCGAGUCUACCUUCUAUAACAAAAAUCCGAUCUAUUUAUGGACUGUUUUGGUUUUUUAUUUGGGAUCUGAGAACUACUUUGCAGCUAUUAAUUAUUACUAUUAUUAUAUUACUGUUAUUGUUCUUGUAAUUAUCCUGAUCUGCUUUUAUUUCAAUGCAUGGACCUGAAGCUACUGUCUUCGCUGGAGUAUAAAAAAAAGCCAUUUUUAGGAACUUAUACGUUAUUCUUUCAGCGUUAGCCAACAUUUAGAAGAGAUACAGGGAUCGGAACCAGACCGCUCAGUGACUGGCAUGUGAGAUGCCAUGAAUUGGCUAAACUAGCGAUUUAAGCUAGCUUGCUGUUCAAUCUCGCAAGACUAUGAAAGAGUAAUAUAACAAAGAUGGACUGCUAUCCAAACAAUUCUCACAUAAAUAAUCUACUAGCUCACUAAUACCUAAGCUAGUAAUAAUCAAGGCAGUAGCGUAUUCGCGUAUAACUACAAUCAUAGAUACGUGCUAAUGCGCUGACAGAUGUUGUAGAGACUUAUACUCUGGAAAAAUACAGUACUUUUAUUUCUCACCACCACCACACAAAACAGUUUAUUAUUAUCUUUAAUUUAAUGCUCUCAGUUUUCUGUAGGGUGUUUUUGUUUCCUGUACAGACAUGUCUUCUCUCGUAGCUUUACCUCAGCCCUCUCGAUAUCUUUCUCAGAUCGUUGUGCUGAAUGUACCGAAUGUAUGCUGUGUCAUUCGGUUUAUUUUCAUUUUGUUUGUUGUCGUGUUGUUUUUUUUCUGUUAAAGAGAUGGCUGGAUGAAGUUGUCUGUGAUUAGCAUGGCUAACGCAAUCAGUUUGUUUACUACAGACCAAAACGUGUGGCGCACACACACACACACACACACACACACACACACACACACACACACA